Messenger RNA from Stegastes partitus (bicolor damselfish), 3939 nucleotides. It is a transcript of the gene pgap6, whose product is annotated as post-glycosylphosphatidylinositol attachment to proteins 6. Lineage: Eukaryota; Metazoa; Chordata; Actinopteri; Pomacentridae. The record is from RefSeq and is a predicted model, not a curated record. The transcript is spliced from 13 exons. Gene Ontology annotation, cellular component: membrane. Bases 159 to 2477 code for a protein of 772 amino acids.
GUCCACGGCGCCUCAGAGGAGGAGGAGAAGGAGGAGAAGAAGAAGAAGAAGAAAACGGUGCGCUGGUCUGUAAGAUGGUGUAUUCUGACCGUUAGACAGGUGAGACAUUACAGGUGGACGCUGCGGGAUGGAGACGGCCUGACAGUCCCACAGGAAACAUGGAAGUUUGUUUUCUGCGCGGUUUGCUGCUCGUCUUCCUGACGGCUCGGACUUUGGCAGACGAUGGACAGCUGACCUUUGCGUCAGAGCUCUCAUCCAAACCUGCUCAGAAGUUGUCCAAGUACGGCUGGUACGGCAGCGUGAGGCUGCAGAGGUUCCACAUACCGGAGGAGACGGCCGUCGCUCGCUGGCUCUUCUCUGUGACCAAGGGCCACAACUUCAACUGUGGACAGCACAACGUCACCAUCCACAUCCGAUGGGGCGCCCCUCCAGUUAUAAACCCAGUAGCGUCCGUGUUUCCCAACUCAACCCUUUGGAGCCCCUGUUUGUCUCUGACUCUGCCGGUAACGUCGCAGAGCUCCACAACGUUCAACAUCUCAGACCCUGCUCCGGGCGACUGGUACGUUGCUGCUCACCUGCCUGAAGAUGACGGGCGCAUCGAGCAGAAGGGCUUUCCGUCCUGCUCCUACUUCUUCCAGCCUCAGCUAUCGGUCAGGAGAGCUGUAGACACACCUGUUUUACAGCAGGGCACAUUCCUAACACAGACUGCAGCCCCUGACAGACCUGCACGCCUUAAGUUGUAUGUUCCCGAGUUUGUCUCGUCUCUCUCGGUCUCUGUGGCUGACUGUUCGUCCGGGGAGGGAGCAGAGAGUGGAAACUGUUCGCUGGUCCUCAGGCUGGGUUCUGCUUCUCUGCAGCACGGCCCGGUAACAGUGAACUGCUCAGGGAUUGGCUGCUCUGCUGCUCUCUCUAACCCUCCAUGGCACACAUGGUUGAGGGUUGUCGUGGAGAGCAGCCAAGUCAACCGUACUUUGACCUUUAGUAUUGUCUCAAACUACACAGUGGGAUGUAAGCCAAAAAGUGUAGGCCUUAAAGCGGAUGAUGACAUCAGCAGGCUCCGUGGCAACAGCAGCUAUACCAACUCGACAUCAGCAGGCAACAGCUCAGCGGUUCCAGACGCAGCCGCCUUCAGCAACGAAUCCGCAUCGCUGAUGACGCCGCUGUUGGCGUCGGCGUGCGUGUGGAGCAUCCCGGUGCUGUACGAGGAGGUGGACGUUCUGUCGAUCCGGUUCACCCCCGUCACCGGACCCAACAUCAGCGUCACGAACACACACCCCACACUGCUCACCUACCCCCUGCUCUCACAAGCCACCGGCGGCACCCUCAACCUGCAGCUCACACUCAACUCUACUAAUGCCACCUUGGGGAACAGCAGCAGCGUGGUUGCUUGUCUCUCUCCCUGGGCUCCAGUCACUGAGCUGAACCACUCUCAGCCUUGUCGCACAGCUUUGUUUGGAGGCUACAGUGUUGGUGUGAAUGCCAGCGUUAAUAAAGCUGUGCUCAGGCUGCCUUUUCCUCAGUCAACAACAUGGUACCUCACUCUGCAGGUCGUAUGCAACAGCAGUAAUUGUGGUAACACAUCGGUGGUGUCGGUGGUGCCGGAGGUGUUCAUCAGCGCCUGUGUGGAGGACUGUGGGACGUACGGUGAAUGUAGACUCCUGAGGUCCUACAGCUACCUGUAUGCUGCCUGCGUCUGCAAGGCUGGCUGGAGUGGUUGGGGCUGCACCGAUGACUCAACAGCUCAGUCUUACCGCCACCAGUUGACAUCAACGUUGCUGCUCACGCUCAGCAACCUGUUUUUCCUGCCCGCCAUCGUGGUGGCCGUCAAACGCUGCUACAUCACCGAGGCCUCCGUCUACCUCUUCACCAUGUUCUUCUCCACGUUCUACCAUGCUUGCGACCAGCCCGGUGUAGCAGUGCUGUGUAUAAUGGACUACGAUACGCUACAGUACUGUGACUUCCUGGGUUCGAUCUGUUCCAUCUGGGUCACCAUCCUGUGCAUGGCCCGCAUCAAAGACGCAUUCAAAUAUACUCUGUUCAUGCUCGGCGCUCUGCUGAUAGCCAUGUCAAUGCAACUGGACCGCAAAGGCCUGUGGAACCUGCUGGGUCCGAUCCUCUGCGCCAUACUGUUCAUGGUCAUCGUCUGGGUGUAUCGAGGGGUCCGUCGACGACAUUGUUACCCGCCCUCCUGGCAGCGCUGGGUCUUCUUCCUGAUCCCAGGAGCCCUCUGUGCCCUAGUCGGGGUAUGUUUGUACAUUUUUGCCGAGACGGAGGACAACUACUAUUACACACACUCGCUGUGGCACAUCCUGGUGGCCAGCUGCGUGGUGUUCCUGCUGCCGCCGAAGGAGAAGGACCGGGAGGCGCUGGGCUGGAGCCGAGGCUGGAGCUGGAGCUGGAGCUGGAGCUGGAGGCCUCGGGUUUGCGGAUAUACGCUCUGUCAGAGCGGCAAGGACGAACUCUACACUGUCACAUAGUAGAGCAGAAGACGCUGUGAAGAAGCAAAGUGUCGAGGUAUUGAUUCCUAGACUGCACUAUGAAACAUUCACAUACUUUAGAAGUACAUGGGACAAUCAAAUAUUUCAGAGUCUGUGCCUAUGAAAAGCAAAAAAACUUUAAAUUUAAAUUUGGCUGCCAUCCCCUCUGAUGUCGUCACUUAAUGUUGAAACUCUUCCACCGUGUCACUCUUCACCUUGAGAAUUUAAAUUUGGGGAAGAGGAAGCAGUAGCAGGGCUCUGGCCAGUAGAGCAGGUGACGAGUGAUGAUUGAGGUAAAGAAAAAUCCUCUUUGAAUGAUGCCAAAACUGCUCCAACACACCACAGGUCAGGUUAGUCGCACCAGAUGUUUUCCCUGAGACGCCUUCAGACGUAGAGCUCUGCAUCGACAGUCUGACUCUGGGAGACAUGGUGCACGAUAACGCGAAUGUCAACGUAGAGCAUCCUCCUCCUGGAGGCUGUGGGCUCCUCCACAGCGAAGACGGCUGUUUGCUCUGUGGGUCGUAGCUGCAGACCUGCCUCGUUCGCUCGUCCCUGCCUGGUGAUAGUGGUUUUUUGCAGACUUUGCCUCGGUGCUGUUUUUGGAGGAAUCACAAAUGCAAACCAACAAGUGGUCUCAGAAACAUGCACAACAUCGUGUGGAAUCCUGACUCACCGGCGUUACUGGUUGAAUGACCUUGUUGCGCUCUGCUGGUGCACAACAGGAACAGAGUCUAGUGUUUUCUGAUCGCACCUCACAUAGGGGGCCUGCUGGUGUUUUAUCUUUAACAAUCUCCUCAAAGUUCCUCUUUAUUAAUAUAUUUUAAAAUCAAACUCAGAUCUAUAUUCUCAUAGAUCUACGGCAAAGCUCUUCGUAUAUUGGUUUUCUAAAUUAAAACGACCAACUUGCAGACGUCCUGAAACGCUCCACUCAACCCAAAACCCAACCUGCUGAAACCUCCGCGGUGGUCCAGAACAUCUUCAGGAAGCCGACCACCUGACCUUUGACCUCACGACCAGGAGUUUGUGCAUAUUGUGUAUGUACGUAUUUUACUAGAGUAGGAAAUGAAUGUUUGAACUAUUUAUAAGGGACAAUAGCACUUUGUGGAACUCUUUAUAUUCAGCCUAUCAUGGAGUCUACUGAUAUGUUCUAUUUACAGCUGAUGCAAACUCUCCUCCCUCUUGUAUUUUCCUGUUUAUUUUUAUUUUUCCCACAGGUCUGGGCAAAAAUUUGAAGCUAGUUUUUGAUCCAUUUAAGAUGUGCUUGAUCUUUAACUGCCAGGUAACAUCAGUGAAAGUACUUGUUUUUCCAGAGUUUUGACACUCUGUCAUGUGGUCUUCCCUGCACGAUGCAGAACAAGAGAAACCAUCGUAUAGAAACCAUUUAAAACUCUCAAACUACUCCUUUGCCAAAGUCACAUUGAUCAUGCCUUCACGUUGUGUCAUUAAAGGGUCCCUCAGUGAU